This is a messenger RNA of Pocillopora verrucosa, 2258 nucleotides long. Its product is annotated as programmed cell death protein 6. The record is from RefSeq and is a predicted model, not a curated record. Gene Ontology annotation, molecular function: calcium ion binding. NCBI's taxonomy places the organism in Eukaryota, Metazoa, Cnidaria, Anthozoa, Scleractinia, Pocilloporidae.
AUUUUCACUCUUUCUUACUGUUUAAAAUUGGGUAAAAUAAGUGAAAGGUCUAAAUAAGUAUCAUGGUUUGAAUAUCAAGAAUGGAUUUCCCGUCUCCUCCCUAGUAGAGAAUGUCUUUUGUUCAUUUAUCCUUAUUCCUGGCGUCUCGAUAGUUCGUGAACACGAUUUGCAGCACUUUCUUUACCUUUAUGGCCUGGAAUCAACCUCCUCCGGGACACCAGCCUGGUUAUAAUCCAGCUUAUGGUGGGCAGUACAAUUAUGGUCAACCACAGGGAUAUCAACAGCAGAACCCAUAUGGUCCUCCACCUCCAGCAUCACAGUAUCCUCCUGGUUAUCAAGGGGGGUGGGGAGGCCGUCCAGGUCCUCCUCCUGGGGUUGAUCCAGUCCUCUGGGAUUGGUUUCAGGCAGUUGAUCAGGAUAGAUCUGGAAAAAUAACUGCCAAAGAAUUGCAGCAAGCUCUCUUAAACAACAACUGGUCGCAGUUUAAUCCAGAAACUUGCCGACUAAUGAUUGGCAUGUUUGACAAAGAUCAAUCUGGCACAAUUGACAUUCAUGAAUUUUCAGCACUGUGGAAAUACAUCCAGCAGUGGAAACAAUGUUUUGACAGCUUUGAUCGUGACCGAUCAGGAACAAUUGAUGCUAAUGAACUUCAAACAGCCUUCACAAGCUUUGGAUACAGAUUAUCACCAAGUUUCUGUAAUCUGUGUGUGCGCAAAUUUGAUCGCUUGAAUGUUCACACGAUGAAGUUUGAUGACUUCAUUCAGUGUUGUGUUAUGCUGAAAUCUUUAACAGAUGCUUUUAGGAAACAUGAUCAUCAACAGACUGGCACAGUUACCAUCAAUUAUGAACAGUUUCUAGAAAUGGUGCUUGGGCACACUUUGAGUGGAACAUAACAAUGUUGAUAUGCUGUGUUGAACCUUUGACUCUCCAAGUAGUCCUCCAAGCAGUAUGUCAUCUUUUGAAGGGUUUCACUGGCUUGCACUUCAAAACUGCAAGCUAAAAGUACUAAACCUUACUUACUAUAGGUAAAAUUAGAAUAUCAUUUUAAUAAAUUGUGUAAUCUUGGGUAUGACAUAAAUGUUUUCCUUUUACAAAAUCAGGGGAAGUGUUUAGGAUGAACUGUAUUUACCUGCAGGUUAUUAAAAUCUUUGUUGUCUGUUUCCCCAGUGUCUGCACUUGUUAUGAAUAAAUGGGGGGAACAUCUGUUUUCUGUUGGAUUUAAAUUAGCUCUUCAAAAAUAGAAAGACAGUGCAAUUAUAUUUAGUUUUUUUUUCAUUGUCAUUUGCUUAAGACAUGCUUUUAAAUGGGACAACCAUAAAGUUUUUAUAGGAGAGAGCUUUACAACAGCCUCUAUAGCAUAUUUUAUUGUAUAUUAGACCACAUAAUUUUAAGUUUACAAGCAAUGUUACUCUUAGCAGUUUUUACAAGUUGUUUGUUAGCCCUUUGGUGUUAGCAAUAUUGAUAUUCUGUAGUAUUAAGUGUUGUCUAGAUAAGAUAUAUUACACUGUUUCUGCAAGAAUAUGUUUUUGUUUUUCUGAGUUGGAGUAGACAGAUUUGUCUAAAAGGCAUUGUGUUGAGUGUCAAGUUUUUAAGUCAAUCCAUAUUUUCUUCUCUGGGGCAUCUUGAAGUGGUGAUUGAAGCAGCCAGUAAAGCAAUACAAAGUAACCAGUGAGGUUGGUUGCCUGCUGCUUCUCAUCAAGUAGAAUUUUAGGUUUCAUAGAAGCCUUCCUGAUGAAGGGGUGGAAAAUAACAUUAGGUAGUACUUCUUAUUUUAUAGAAAUUUUUCUGCUCAAAUUACCAAAAUUACUUAUCCUUGAAGUGCAUCAAUUUAACAUCUUACAUGACUAAGUCAUAAAUUACUAGAGAGAUUCUCAUUUGCAGAAUCUAAUACUUUAUUUGCAGGGUUCCUUCUUGGGUGCUAGGGCUGGUCUGUAAUUUAUACAUGGUGACAAGGUACAUGAUUUUGUACAGAAUAUUCAUCACUGGCUGCCAAACUGAAAGAUAUGCAAAAUGUCUCCCAAACAUCCUGUUAUGGCUGGUUAUGCCAAGUUAUCAAUUGAGUUUUUUUCUCUUCCACAAUCAGGCAGAGAGAGCUCUGUAAGUCCCACUAACCAGUCUACUUUAAGUUGUCUAUUACAAAAAAAAAUUACUUAGCAGUGAAACUAUAGGUAGUCUUGCCCUGUAUCAACCGUUUUAUGUUAAUAAAUGUUCUUCUGAAAAAACCUGCUUUCUAGGAGUCUAGCUAGGAAGAUUUUCCC